This is a messenger RNA of Acomys russatus (golden spiny mouse), 5846 nucleotides long. RefSeq names its product G-patch domain containing 8 (gene Gpatch8). Bases 609 to 4880 code for a protein of 1423 amino acids. NCBI's taxonomy places the organism in Eukaryota, Metazoa, Chordata, Mammalia, Rodentia, Muridae. The record is from RefSeq and is a predicted model, not a curated record. Gene Ontology annotation, cellular component: nucleus. Gene Ontology annotation, molecular function: nucleic acid binding. The transcript is spliced from 12 exons.
CCUCCGAGCUCGCAGAGCGCCUGCGCCGUCGGGAUUCCCGUCGGGACGCGUUCUUGUUUCCCUCCUUCCCAGCCCCACCCCUCCCCCUCCAGCUGCGCGCGCCCGGUGGGCGUGGGAGGAGGCGUGGAAACUGGGAGGGGGCGGGUGUCGCGGGAGGGAAGGAGCGAACCGGAGAGCGUCGUCCUGAGGAGGAGUGAAGGCGGCAAAAUGGCGGACCGCUUCUCCCGCUUCAACGAGGACCGAGACUUUCAGGGUAAUCACUUUGAUCAGUAUGAAGAAGGACACUUGGAGAUUGAGCAGGCGUCCCUUGACAAGCCUAUCGAAUCGCAGUUGGCCCAUAUUAGCUAAGCAGCCAUGAUCUGCCCAGUUUUUAAAGCCAGGAUAAUAUUGGACACCGCUUACUCCAGAAACAUGGGUGGAAGCUGGGCCAGGGAUUGGGAAAAUCGCUUCAGGAAAAAAGCCGAUACUAAAAAUAGGAAUUUGGGGAGGUCAGGAAACAGCCCCUCUGAAUCACAAAGCCAGCAUUAUGAUCCUGGACUUGUUGUGGUGAUGGUAAACUUAGCAGUGGGAGAACAGACCCUAUUCCAAUCGUUGUCAAGUAUGACGUCAUGGGCAUGGGUCGAAUGGAAAUGGAGCUGGAUUAUGCCGAAGAUGCUACCGAAAGGCGCCGUGUCCUAGAAGUAGAAAAAGAAGACACAGAAGAGCUGAGGCAGAAGUACAAGGAUUAUGUUGACAAAGAAAAGGCAAUUGCAAAAGCCUUGGAAGACCUCAGAGCUAACUUUUACUGUGAGCUCUGUGAUAAACAGUAUCAGAAACACCAGGAAUUUGACAACCACAUCAACUCUUACGAUCAUGCGCACAAGCAGAGAUUAAAAGAUCUCAAGCAGAGAGAAUUUGCCCGAAAUGUCUCUUCAAGAUCCCGCAAAGAUGAGAAGAAACAAGAAAAAGCCCUUCGGCGGCUCCAUGAGUUGGCAGAGCAAAGAAAACAAGCUGAAUGUGCACCUGGAAGCGGUCCCAUGUUCAGACCAACCACAGUGGCUGUAGAUGAAGAUGGCGGUGAUGAGGAUAAAGAUGAAUCAUCAACAAACAGUGGUGCAAACGCCAUUUCUUCUUGUGGCCUUGGAUCUGAUGUCUCAACAGAUAAAGGGGGCCCCUUCACUGCAAUACAGAUCACUAAUACCACUGGACUGUCACAGGCUCCUGGGUUAGCCUCCCAAGGUAUCAGCUUUGGCAUUAAGAAUAAUCUGGGGCCCCCACUGCAAAAAUUGGGAGUAUCAUUUUCCUUUGCCAAGAAGGCUCCCGUCAAACUUGAAUCAAUAGCAUCAGUUUUCAAGGACCAUGCAGAGGAAGGGACAUCUGAAGAUGGAACGAAAGCUGAUGAGAAGAGUUCUGACCAAGGAGUGCAGAAGGUGGGAGAUCUUGAUGGGAGUGCUAACCUUGAUGGAAAGAGAGAAGAUGAAGACCCUCAGGAUGGGGGAUCCCUUGCCUCAACACUAUCCAAGUUAAAAAGGAUGAAGCGGGAAGAAGGAGCUGGGGCUACAGAGCCAGAAUAUUACCACUAUAUCCCCCCAGCACACUGCAAAGUCAAACCUAACUUUCCCUUCUUACUCUUUAUGAGAGCCAGUGAACAAAUGGAAGGUGACCAUAGUACACACUCAAAGAAUGCCCCAGAGAACAAGAAAAGCAGUUCUCCCAAGCCUAAAGGCUGCAUUAGGGUGGCAGCAGCAAGCCAAGGAGCAGAAAAGGCAGCUAGUGAAGUUUCUGAGCGGCAAAAGGAAACCUCUGUGGCUGGGCCUUCAGAAGCUGGAGGCAAAACUGAGACAAAGAAAAGCUCAGGAGGGGGCUUAGGUGUGCAGAGUGCUGAGAGUCAGGAGAGCCCAGAGAGCCAGAUGUGUGAAUCCAACCCUAAAGAAGUUCCUCAGGCCACCCCAGCAGCAAAAGCAGGCCAGGGGCCCAAGCAUUCCACUGGCCCCUUCUUUCCAGUUUUGAGCAAGGAUGAAAGCACUGCCCUCCAGUGGCCAUCAGAACUAUUAAUCUUCACCAAAGCAGAGCCCUCCAUUUCCUACAGUUGUAAUCCUUUAUACUUUGACUUCAAACUUUCAAGAAACAAAGACGCUAAAGCUAAAGGAACAGAAAAGCCAAAAGACACUGGAGGCUCCUCAAAGGAUCAUCUCGACAGCCUUGAGCCUAGAGAGCCAAACAAACGCAAGGGGGGGGAGCAGAGUGUUGUGCACUCCUCAGAAAGCAGAGUGGACGAGUCUGCUGCGGGGGCUGCCUGUAGCAGCCUGAACAAGCAGGAGCCUAUGGGUAGCCACGGGUCAGAAACUGAAGACACCGGAAGAAGCCAUCCUAGCAAGAAAGAAUCAUCAGGCAAGUCUCACAAACACAAAAAGAAAAAGAAACACAAAAAAUCCAGUAAGCACAAACGUAAACACAAGGCUGACGCGGAAGAGAAGGGCUCGAAGGCCGAGUCUGGGGAGAAGUCUAAGAAGCGCAAGAAACGGAAACGGAAGAAGAACAAAUCAUCAGCCCCAGCUGAUUCUGAACGAGGACCGAAGCCAGAGCCUCCUGGAAGUGGCAGCCCUGCACCAAGGCGCCGGCGCCGAGCUCAAGAUGAUUCCCAGCGGAGAUCCCUCCCUGCUGAAGAAGGAAACAGUGGCAAGAAGGAUGGUGGUGGAGGUGGGAGCAGCUCUCAAGAUCACAGCGGAAGGAAACACAAAGGUGAGCCUCCAGCUUCAUCCUGCCAGCGGAGAUCUGGCACCAAACACAGCAGCCGGUCUAGCCAUCGAAACCAACCCAGUAGUGGAGAUGAGGAGAGUGAUGAUGCUUCUUCACAUAGGCUGCACCAGAAGUCUCCAUCUCAGUAUAGUGAGGAGGAGGAGGAAGAAGAGGAGGAAGAUGAAGAUUCGGGCAGUGAGCAUUCUCGUAGCCGUUCUCGAUCUGGCCGUCGCCAUUCCUCACACCGUUCCUCCCGGCGUUCUUAUUCAAGCAGCUCUGAUGCGUCUUCAGACCAGAGCUGCUACAGUAGACAACACAGUUACUCUGAUGAUAGCUAUAGUGACUAUAGCGACCGAUCACGAAGGCACUCCAAGCGCUCUCAUGAUUCAGAUGAUUCAGACUAUGUCAGCUCUAAACACAGGUCCAAACGACAUAAAUACUCAUCAUCUGAUGAUGACUAUAGCCUCAGUUGCAGCCAGUCCAGAAGCCGAUCUCGGAGUCAUACUAGGGAGCGAUCAAGAUCCCGGGGCCGAAGCCGUAGUAGCAGUCGAAGCCGCAGUCGAAGCAAGAGAAGUCGCAGCACCACAGCCCACAGCUGGCAGCGAAGCCGAAGUUAUAGCAGGGACCGGAGCUGUAGUACCAGGAGCCCUUCCCAGAGAUCAGGCUCCAGAAAGGGAUCGUGGGGUCAUGAGAGCCCAGAGGAGAGGCGCUCUAGCCACCGGGAUUUCAUCCGUUCUAAGAUCUACCGCUCUCAGUCUCCCCACUAUUUCCGAUCAGGUCGGGCCGAAGGUCCUGGAAAGAAAGAAGAUGGCAGAGGAGAUGAUAGUAAAGGAGCAGGCCUUCCCUCCCAGAAUAGCAACCCUGGCCCAGGAAGGGGAUCAGAGAGUGACUGCAGCCCUGAAGAUAAGAAUUCUGUUACUGCCAGACUGCUACUAGAGAAGAUCCAGUCCAGGAAAGUGGACAGGAAACCCAGUGUGUGUGAGGAGGUGCUGGCCACCCCUAAUAAGGCUGGGCUCAAGUACAAGAACCCCCCACAAGGUUACUUCGGGCCUAAGCUCCCCCCUUCUCUUGGUAAUAAGCCUGUCCUUCCACUGAUAGGGAAGCUUCCAGCCACCAGGAAGCCCAGUAAGAAAUGUGAAGAGUCUGGCUUGGAAAGGGGUGAAGAGCAGGAACAGUCAGAGCCAGAAGAAGGGUCCCCUGGGGGUAGUGAUGCCCCAUUUGGCCAUCAGUUCUCCUCAGAGGAAACAGCUGGGCCCUUAUCAGACCCUCCCCCAGAAGAGCCAAAGUCUGAGGAAGCUACUGCUGAUCACUCUGUGGCUCCACUAGGCACCCCAGCACACACUGACUGCUACCCUGGCGAUCCAGCCAUCUCCCAUAACUACCUCCCUGACCCCAGUGAUGGGGAUACCCUGGAGUCUCUGGAUAGUGGCAGCCAACCAGGCCCUGUGGAAUCCAGCUUGCUGCCUAUAGCCCCAGACCUUGAGCACUUCCCCAAUUAUGCACCUCCCAGUGGGGAACCUAGUAUUGAAUCAACCGAUGGGACUGAAGAUGCUUCAUUGGCUCCUCUAGAGAGCCAGCCCAUCACCUUCACCCCUGAGGAGAUGGAGAAGUACAGCAAGCUCCAGCAGGCUGCACAGCAACACAUCCAGCAGCAGCUUCUGGCCAAACAAGUAAAGGCCUUUCCAGCCUCAACAGCCCUAGCGCCAGCCACACCAGCCCUGCAGCCUAUCCACAUUCAGCAGCCAGCCACGGCUUCUGCCACCUCCAUCACAACUGUCCAGCAUGCCAUCCUGCAGCACCAUGCUGCAGCCGCCGCCGCCGCCAUUGGCAUUCACCCUCAUCCUCACCCUCAGCCACUCGCCCAAGUACAUCAUAUUCCCCAGCCCCAUCUGACCCCUAUUUCCUUGUCCCACCUCACCCACUCGAUUAUCCCUGGCCACCCUGCCACCUUUCUUGCUAGCCACCCUAUCCAUAUAAUUCCUGCUUCAGCUAUCCAUCCUGGGCCCUUCACCUUUCACCCUGUCCCACACGCUGCCCUCUACCCUACCCUGCUUGCUCCACGGCCUGCUGCUGCAGCUGCCACUGCCCUUCAUCUUCACCCACUACUUCACCCCAUCUUCUCAGGUCAGGACCUGCAGCACCCUCCCAGCCAUGGUACUUGAGUUGGGAGUUGUAAGCCUAAGUUGAGCCAGGGAAGGUGACCUAUUCUUCCCUUGGGGGUGUUGAGCCAUUUAUACCAGCAACUGAAAGCUGGAACGGGCAGUGUCUUGACAGCCAAAGAAAUGAGUUUUGGCUUGCAGGGAUGGAUUAGGUUUGAGGUUUGCUUUGGGUUUACUAUCAGGGAUAUUUCACCCCUUUCUAUUAGUCCCUCCUCCUGUGUUUCUAAGCUAGGGAACACCAGUAAGUGCUACCCACACUCCUCUGCAGCAACUUCUCCUUCCUCCCUCCACUUUCUAAUUCUCUGCUCUUCCCCCUCUGUAAGUUUAAAACAUUUUCCUCCUCUAAUGGGUCGUCACCAAAGCACUUGCCAUGGGUCCAUCUGGUCCUGCCUUCUCAGUGCCACGACGAAGGCCAGGCUGUCUCUCCAGCUGUGAAAAUGCCACCACUUUGGGCAGUGUCUUUGACCAUCCCUUGGUGACAUGUUAUCCCAAGCCAGGUGGAAGAGGGAGUCUAACCUGGAACCAAAAGCAACUCAGGCUGCAAUUUGAUCCACUUUGCUUACAAACAGAGCCACACAUCUGGCACUACUGUCCUCAUGCCCCUCAUCCCAGAAGAGGCAUCUACAUAUCCCAGAAAAGAUCCUAUCAUGAGUAGAAGCUAUUCAAUGGAACAUAGGGUCACCCAUGUGCUUCCCAGAAAGGAGCUCUGUGUCUGAAGGGUAUAUUCUGUUAUGUUGAUGUUUUCUUCUUAAUUUAUAGGAUUUUUAAAUGUAAAAUUGCACUGAACUCUAUAAACGUAAAUGCUGCUUUUUGUAGCCCAUAUUAAAAAGGUUCCGUAUUUGUAGUAUACUGCAAUAAUAUUUUUACAUCCAGCUCUUUAAGUGAUCCUUGUUCUGGUGGCUUUCUGUAAAUAUGUUUGCCCUAGUUGAAUUAAACUUAAAGGUUAUAAAGACAAAAAUAAAAAAUAAA